GUUGCAUCACAUUUCAUGGUCAACUCCUCAACUGGAGUAGUACAGGACUGCCACUAGUUUGGACUAUGAAUUUGUUCAGAAGUAUGAAAUUACAGUGACUGCCACUGACGGUGGAAUCGAUGAAAGAUUGAGUUCAGCUACUGUUACUGUGACAGUGUCCGAUGCAAAUGAACACACUCCCCAGUUCUCCAGCAAUGACUACACUCUCCUUCUCCCUGAAAACACUCUGAGGAACAGCCGGUUCUCUCUGUUGGAGGUGACAGACAUGGACAGUGGGGACAAUGGAAUGCUCUCCUUCUCUGCCGAUAUCUCAGCUCCACUACAAGUAGACAGCGAGACAGGAGAAGUUGUAUUGGUUCAGUCUCUCGACUACGAGGCAGACACCAGCUACAUGUUCACUGUCAAUGUAACUGAUAAUGGAGAAUUCCCUAACACAAACUCCACUAGGGUCUUAGUUCUCGUGGAGGAUGUGAAUGACAACAGUCCAGUCUUCCAGAACACUAGCUACUCCACCACUAUCCCAGAGGCCAACACCACCUCACCCUAUGACAUCCUCACAGUUAACGCCACUGACAGAGACUCCAACGCGUUAGGGAGUGUCAGAUACAGCUUGUUGUCUGGAGCCAGCCCCCUCUUCUAUAUUGACAGAGGAACAGGACAACUUCUGGUUGUGGAGAAUGUCGAUUUUGAGUCACUUAACCCAGUCCAAGGAGCCAGCGAGGUCCAGCUCCAGCUGACGGUUGAAGCCAGGGAUGGUGGAGGCCUCGCCUCUACUGCUUUCAUCACUGUGACUGUGACUGACGAGAAUGACAACUCCCCGGUGUUCAUUAAUGCUCCAUACACUGCUAGUGUUAGAGAAAACACAGCUCCCGGGCUGGAGGUGACCGCGGUGAGGGCAAGUGACAGGGACAGUAAUGAAAACGGAGUCGUGAGGUAUUCUAUUGACAACAAUGAAAACUUCUCCAUUGAUGAGAUCACUGGAGUCAUUACCACGGGAACUGUGGGUCAAUCCAGUUCUUCUAUGCUCUAUGACCAUGAGUCUGAUACAAAGGUGUACAGUCUGACAGUCUAUGCAACAGACAACGGCACAGAUGCAAGAGUCUCAGAAACUUUAGUCACAGUGACAAUAUUGGACACCAAUGACAACAGUCCAGUGAUAGAGUCAGUAGAUGGGCAGAUUGUGGCAGUCCCUGAGGAUGCUGGUAGAGGCACACUAGUAGGGGCUGUCAUCAAUGUUAGAGAUGAUGACGAUGAAGAGAAUGGACAGGUGAACUUCACUCUGUCCAAUGAUGGAGGUCUGUUUGAAGUGAGUCCAUCUGGUGAAGUCACUCUUGCAGGAGAACUGGACAGAGAGACCCAGGCAGAAUACAACAUCACCGUCACUGUCACUGAUAGAGGCCAGCCACAAAGAACAGCUCUGACGUAUAUCUUGGUCAGUGUGGAAGAUGUAAAUGACAAUGCCCCAAUCUUCAGUCAGGAAAUCUGCACAGCAGCCAUUUCAGAGAGGGAAGGUGGAAACGCACUUGUCGCCCAACUCAGAGUUGAAGACAGAGAUUCAGUGAACAAUGGAGCAGAGCAACUCUCAUUCAACAUUGUAAAUGACCAGCCAAUGUUCAUUGUUGAGGGGAUGGAGGAUGGAGGCUCAUGGCUGGUGAAAGUAAAGACUGCAACGGGAAGUGAGUUUGACUAUGAGACUGGGCCUCGUUCGUACCUCCUUGUGAUCGAGGCCAGAAACAUGCGCUCUCCUUUCCUGGCUGCCACUACAAACUUCACUAUCAUUCUUUUUGACAUCAAUGAUGAGCUUCCAGAGUUUUCCACUUCCCCAUACACCUUCUCUGUGCCAGAGAAUUUCCCUGGUGGUGGGACAGUGGGUUCCAUACUGGCCACUGACCCCGAAGAAGGAAUGGUGUCUUAUGAAUUUGCGGAUGGCACACCAGACAGCACCAAAAACACUUUUUCCCUUCACACCAAUACGGGAGUACUGACUCUCAAAAUUCCCAUCAACAGUUCAAUAGAGUUUUCAGUUGUGGCAAGAGAUGGAGGAAAUCCAUUCCAGAUUUCUACUGCCAGUGUCAGGGUAACUAUCGAGGAUAUUGAUGAGCUUGCACCAACGUUCACUCGAGCCUUAUACAGCGAAACCGUGUUUGAGAAUAGGGAUCCAGCAGAAGUUAUUACUGUCAGAGGUACCAGCACUGACUCCAGUGCCAUCACCUUCAGCAUUGUGGCUGGUGACACUCCUGACUUCUCCCUUGACUCCAACACUGGAGUCCUUAGUACAACACGUUCUCUUGACAGGGAGGCCAUUCCUCUAUAUAUCUUCACUGUACGGGCUGAAGAUGGUAUGGGCAGAGCCAGUUACACUCAGGUGAUUGUCACAGUGGACGAUGAGAACGAUGUCACCCCAACAUUUCCACUGUACUCUUACACAUACUGCAUUAAAGAGUCGUCAGCAAUCUCCACUACCCUAGAGCCAUAUGCUAGAGCAACCGACGCUGAUGUUGGCAGCAAUGGAAUCAUUGAGUACUUCCUUCAGUCAUCCUCUACUCACCCAUUCCGAGUAGACCAAUCUUCUGGAGUGGUUUCUCUGGAUGGAGAAUUGGACAGAGAGACCAAACCAUCAUACACCCUCAUUCUAGAGGCAGUAGACCAAGGUCCUCCCAGCAAAACUGGCACCACUGAGCUCAGGAUAAAAGUGGAUGAUGUUGACGAUGAACGUCCAAUCUUUGAUCAAACUUCGUAUUCUGCCACUAUCCUUGAGAACUCUCCUGAGGGGGUGUCUGUUGCUGUUAUAAGCGCCAACGACCAAGACACCAAUUCUCUCAAUUACUAUAUCACUGACGGAGACCCACUUGGGCAGUUCUACAUGGACCCUCUCUCAGGCCUCAUAACAACAACUGCUGUCUCUCUGGACAGAGAAACCGAGGAUGAGUACAGACUCAAGGUUUCUGUCACUGAUGGCUCCAGAAUGGACGAGGGCGAGGUAGUGGUUGUCAUUGGCGACCUCAAUGACAAUAGUCCUUUAUUCACUCAAGAAACAUAUAUCGUCACUCAUGAUGAAAGCAACAGCAAUGAUUUGGUUGUCACCAAAUUAACUGCAAAUGACGAUGACGAGGGGAGCAACGGGAGAGUAGAAUAUCGUAUCACUGGCGGCAACCGUAAUACCAUCUUCUACAUGGACUCCUCAGGGCAGGUGGUGGCAAGGGCAGGGAAACUUGACUACGAGACAGAUCCAAUGCACACUCUGACCAUCGAAGCCAUUGACCAGGCCUCUCCAGAAAGCAUGCAGAGGUUCUCUACUGCAGUGGUGACGGUACUGUUGAGAGAUGUCAAUGACAACCGACCCAUCUUCUCUCAGAGUCUGUACAACACAAGUCUCAUGGAGAAUGUGGCCAUGGGAACAACUGUUGCGGUUGUCUCAGCAACAGAUGGAGACUUGGGAACCAAUGGACAGAUCAGUUAUAGACUCGAAGGCUCGUCAAGAUUGUUCACCAUCAACACCACUAGUGGAGUUGUUAAGGUAUCAGGAGAUGUGGAUUAUGAGAUGGGACAGGAACAUGAGUUGAGUGUGGAAGCCAGAGACAAUGGAGACCCCAGACGUAGCAAUGUGGUCACACUGCAUGUUGAUGUGAUCAAUGUUGAGGAUGAGGCACCUCAAUUCCCCAUCAGUUUCUACACCACCAGUGUAGAUGAAGGUGCUCCCAGCUCAACGUCAGUGCUGACAGUGUCAGCUACUGACCCUGAUGGAACUGACUCCUUGGUCUACGACAUCAUCCAGUCUUCAAGCAAUGUUGGCAGCUCUUACUUCAGGAUGGACCCAGUCAGCGGAGAGAUCUCCACUACAGGCACUCUGGACAGAGAGACUGUGCCUGUCAUAGACCUUGCAAUCAUUGCUACUGACUCUGCAGGCCACAAUGAUACUGCAAUAGUCCAGAUCACUGUUGGAGACGUGAAUGAUAAUUCUCCUCAGUUCAAUGCCGAGUACUACACAGCCUCACUCAGGGAGAACAGUCCUGUUGGGACCACCAUUGUUCCAUUCUUUGAUGGAAGCAGCACGAGAGUGGAGGCCAGGGAUGCAGAUGGACCGGGUGUGAACUCAGUGGUCAUCUAUGACAAGGAAGGAGAAGACCAGGACAAAUUCUCCAUUGACAAGGACACAGGCGUUGUGACAGUUGCUGCAGGAGCUGUCCUGGACAGAGAGGUUGACCAAACUCUGGAGCUCAUCAUCACUGCUGAGGAUCGUGCCACCUCCCCAAGGAUAUCCCGUAUUACCAUGACAAUCACCCUUGAGGAUGAGAACGACAACAUUCCAUUCUUCAUUCCUCGGUUUGGCUACUCUUUAACUGUACCAGAAGACACAGCAGUGGGGACAGUCCUAACAAUUGCUGAGGCAGUGGAUCCUGACCUGGCAGGCGAUAUCUCCUUCACAGCAGGCACCUCCUCCCCUCCACACAAGCUUUCGUGUUUCUCUAUCAACAGUACAACUGGAGCCAUUACUCUAGAGAGAAGCCUGGACCGCGAACAAGAUCCCUUCAUUUCUCUCAUGAUUAGUGCCCAUGACAGCGGCACACCCAGUCUGGCUGCCAGCACUAUGGUGCAGAUUACAGUCACUGACGUCAAUGACAACCAGCCAGUCUUCUCCCAGGAGACCUAUAUUGCCAUGGUUUCAGAGGCCCACACCAUUGGUGCAUCAGUCAUCGCGGUUGUGGCUGAAGAUCCUGAUUUUGGGACCAGUGGUCAGCUGGAGUACAGUGUAAACAGCAGACAGUUCUCCAUCAACAAAGAUACAGGAGAGCUAACAACAACUGUGGCUCUGGACUAUGAGACUCAGAGACUAUAUGAUGACAUCACCAUCCUGGCAUGUGACAAGGAUCCUCAGAGCAACUGCUCUACUGCCAGUGUGAGAGUUUACGUGAUGGACUUCAACGACAAUUCCCCAUCUUUUGACUUCUCACUGUAUCGCACGGACAUCUGCCACACCCACCCAGUGGGUGAGGUAUUCAUACAGCCUGUUGCCAUUGACAAGGACUCAGGAAUAUACUCUCAAGUGACAUACUCUCUGGAUGAUGAAAGUGGACUGACAUCAAUCUCGCCAGACACCGGGCGAAUGUUCCUUCGUAGAAAUGUGACAUCUGAGGAAAUAGGGUUAGAGUUCACUGCUGUCAUUACAGCUAGGGAUGGGGGAACCCGCAUGCUCUCUGCUGAUACUGAGGUUGUUGUGCGGGUCCUUGACUGCACAACUGACCCAUUCAGAUUUAUCGUCCCUUUCUUUGAGGGUGAAGUGACAGAAGAGCAGACAGGAAAUAGCGUAACAGUUGUUAUUCUCUCUGAUUCUUCUGGUGGAACCCUAAGUGGUGGAAUCUCGACAGAGCCAGGCCAAGCUCAGGGGUUGUACUUCAGUCCUGAACUACCACAAAACCCAUUCGGUCUCGCUGGUACAGCUCUCACCGUCACCCAGCCUGACCUACUGGAUCGAGAGACACGUGGUUUCUACACAUUGCCAGUUAUUGCUACUGGAAGCAUGGCCUAUGCCACAGUCACAGUCAGAGUGAUGGAUGUGAAUGACAACCGUCCACAGUUACAGCUGCCUGCUCUCUUGUUCACUGUCCCUGAGAAUAUCUCUGAGCCUGUCUACAUCACCACUGCUGUUGCCAAUGACGAUGAUACUGGAAACAAUGCUGAUAUUCAGUUUAGCUUCACCGUUACCAGUGACAACUUUAGCAUCAUGGGAGUACUGGAGAGUACCAUACACUUGUUUCAGGCAACAGAUGGAAUGUUCUCAGAGGAGGGCACUAUCACAGUGACUGUUGCAGAUGUCAACGACAAUCCCCCAGUGUUUGGACGAGACUCAUACUCAGUGGCGGUGCUUGAAAAUAGACCUCGAGGUACCAGUGUAUUGACUGUGGAGGCCACAGAUGAGGAUUUGGGAGAGAAUGCUACCAUUUCAUUCUCCAUUGCUGAAGGAGAUGAGAGGCUCUUCACUGUCGACUCCGAGACUGGACUGGUCAGAACAUUGGUUGAACUAGACUUUGAGAGCAACCCUUGGCAUUCGCUGAUCGUUAGAGCUUCUGAUGGUGGAGCUUCUUCUCUGUCAAGCUUUGCGGUGAUCAAUAUAACAGUCAUGGACCUCAAUGACCACAUCCCUACUUUUUUGAAUCCCUUGCCUUCCAUCGAGAUCUCUGAGAGAGUAGACAUAGGGGAGAUUCUGACAGAUUUUGAUGUAUCUGAUAGUGACAGCGGUGAUCUUGGUGAAGAUGGAGUCAGAUUUGCCAUUGUUGCAGGAGAUACUGAUCUGUUCUCAGUGGAUAAUGUCACUGGUGUCUUGAAGACGGAGGCCCUCUUGGACAGAGAUGAGGGACCAGAGUGUCAUUUCCUCACCAUCCAGGCAACAGACUCUGCUGGAGACAGCUCACUCUCCAGUGUGACUGAGAUUCAGGUGUGCCUCAUGGACGUAAAUGAUAACUGCCCAAAGUUCAUUCAACCAUCAUUCAGUGGACAGAUACCGGAGAACCAGGUAACUGGCCAGCAGCUGCUGCUAAGAGUGCGGGCCACAGAUGGCGACAGUGGUACCAAUGGAGCCAUUGAGUAUGGCCUGUUGAGGGAUGGUGUAGUGUUUGACAUCGAUCCCACGACUGGAUUCCUCUCUCUCACCUCAUCUCUGGACACAGAGACGACUCCCAGCUACGACCUGGUGGUUGAGGCCUGCGACCGUGGAGCAGGGCCAUGCUGCACCAACACAACCAUCACUGUGGAUGUUAUUGACGUCAACGACAACAGACCUGUGAUCACAAACAUCAAUACAGACUCCUGUAUCGAUGUCGUUGAGACCAAUGAGGCAUACAGUUGUCAGGGGAAUGUACAGGAAAUUGGAGAUGUGGUGUUCGCAGUCAACGCCACUGAUAGGGACAGUGGACUGAAUGGAGCAAUUCUCUUUGAAAUUGUUGGCAGCAGCCCCUUCUUUGACAUCUCCUCCAGUGGAGUGAUCACAAUAGCUGGCCAGCUCGACUACGAGACUCAGAACACACACCAGCUGUACAUCAAUGCCUUGGACCAAGGCCAGCCUCUUUCCCUCACGUCUGAGACCAGGAUCCUCUGCAUCAACGUAGUGGACAUCAAUGACAAAAUCCCCUCCUUCCCUGUUACCCAAUAUAACAUGACCCAGAAUGAGGGCACACUGCCUGAAGCAGCCAUUGUGAAUGUCUUUGCAAGAGAUGACGAUUCAGGAGACAAUGCAGCUGUCUUUUACUCCAUCACCAAUGGAAAUACCUCAGUCUUCAGAAUCAAUGAGGAAACUGGUCAAAUGUUUCUGCUGGAGGAGUUAGAUUGUGAGACGACCACUAGUUUCUCUCUCACCAUCACAGCCAACAACUCUCUGAGUACCUGUCCCCUCAGCAGCACAGUCCAGGUCCUUGUAUUGGUGGGUGAUGUGAACGACAACCCUCCAGUCCUCAGCCAAAACAUGUACAACACCACCAUACCUGAGAACGUGGCACUCUCUGAAGAAAUCCUUCGAAUUUACGCCACAGAUGCAGAUAAGACUGCUCCAAAUAACGAGCUGCAGUAUCGUCUUCUGCUGGGAGCUGGCUCUAAUCCAUUCCAUCUGGAUGAUCAGGGGCGGUUGACAGUACAGAAUGCCCUGGACGCAGAGGGUCUAUUCGGACUGCAGUACUCUUUCUCAGUGGAAGUAAGGGACAGUGGAGAGGUGGUUAUGAGAGACUCAGCAAAUGUCGUAAUCUUUGUGGAGGAUGCAAACGAUGAGGCACCGUUUUUCUCUCAGAAUACAUUCUCUGUGUCUGUGAGUGAAAGUGAGGACACUCCGUUCCCUCUCCUGCCUCUCUUCUUCUUUGACGAUGAUGUUGAACCAAGCAACAGGGAGAGUUUCAUUACCAUUGACUCGGUAACCGGCUACCACACUCCGACCAAUAACUUUGUCACCCUCAGAGGGUCUGAUGCAUUCUCUGUGAACGAGAACAACACUCUGGAGCUGCGACGGAGUUUAGACCGUGAAAACAUUUCCUCGUAUGGCGUCACUGUAGCCGUUACCAAUACUGCUGACUGCUAUGAACAAGAUGGUGGUCAGUGCUCUAGUUUUGCUGUUAUUGAGGUGGCAGUGAUAGAUGUGAAUGACAACUAUCCUAGGUUCAGCUCCAUAUCAUAUUCUGGAGAGGUUAGCGUGACAGCUUCAGUUGGAACCUCAGUUCUAAGAGUGGACGCCUCAGAUGCAGACACUGGCAAUUUCGCAGCAGUUCGCUACAGCAUCACAGAUUCUCUGGAUGGUAGGUUCAGAAUUGAUGAGGAAACAGGAGUUAUCCUCACACGUGGCAGUUUUGAAAAUCUUGACGGACAAAUGCUCUCACUGACAGUGUUGGCCUCAGACAACCCUGACAGCUCUCCUUCACUUACUAGCACAGCUACUGUCAAUCUUGUCAUUCUCAAUGACUUCCAGAGAAUCAGUGUUCUCUUUAGCUGCGGGAUUGACACCAUUGUCCAGUCAGAGGCAGAGAUCACAAGGACCAUUGCCAAUGUGAGUGGACUGGAUAUUCAGGUAGAGAACUAUGCAGAUCACUCCGAUGACAUCAGGUCCAACUUCAUCUUCCAUGCAACUGAUCCCAACUCCAACAAAAUUGUGGACUUUGACGAGUUCUUCAUGCGACUGACAGAGAGUGGGGGAGACAAGGACACCGAGCUGAUCACCAAACUGAGCGCCAUUUGCCCAGUGGAAAAGAUCACAGCCUUUGCCAACAUUGAUGACUACGCAUAUCCAGAUGCUCUGGACACACAGACCAUUGUCAUCCUGGUCCUGUGUGUCAUUCUGUCGGCAGGGGCUAUAACCACACUAAUUCUCUCCAUUCGACAGAGAUGGGUGUACGUUGUACAGUACAAAAAAGGCAAAGAAAGAUUUCUGAAUAAAGGAAAUGCCAAGCUCUCCACGACACAAGGAGUCACGUUGUUUCUGGCAGAUGCUGUCUCGGCAUGUCCAGCUCUGCUCUCUCUGACGAGAUGUCCACCCAUGAGGAACUUGCAGCUGGCGGAGCUAAGCUCGGAAGGGAAGGACGUCACGGUGGUCCUGAGUCCACCCGCGAGCGGUGUUCGUUGCCAGUGCUCCAUGACGUCUACCGAGGAGGAAGAGCUGGACAAACUACCAUUCAGUGACAUGGUCAUGCGACUGGCGGACAAGGCGACGUCUCUGGUGAAGGAGAGGAUUUUAGCUGAGGAUCAGAGCAAAGUGUCUGACAGAGAGAAGGAAGCCAAGGUUCAGGGGUUUCUGAACCAGAUUGUCGCCACCAAUGCAACACUCCACGUCGCAUUCCCAAUCCACAGGGACGACGGUACGAUGGAGGUGAUUCAUGGAUGGAGGGCCCAACACAGCCAGCACCGCACCCCCUGCAAGGGAGGUAUACGCUACAGUGAAGACGUGACAGAAGACGAAGUCUGUGCACUGGCUGCUCUCAUGACAUUCAAAUGUGCCAUGGUGGACGUUCCCUUCGGAGGGGCCAAAGGCGGAGUCAAAAUCGACCCCGCCAAAUACUCGGUUAAAGAGCUGGAGAGGAUCACGAGAAGGUUUACGAUGGAGCUGGCCAAGAAGGGAUUCAUUGGUCCUGGACUGGAUGUGCCGGCCCCAGACAUGGGGACAGGAGCGAGAGAGAUGAGCUGGAUUGCCGACACCUACUCCAUGACCCACGGCUACAACGACAUCAACUCGUAUGCCUGUGUCACUGGGAAACCCAUCCCCCAGGGAGGAAUUCAUGGCCGCAUCUCCGCCACUGGUCGAGGUAUCUACCACAGUGUGAAGAGUUUCAUCAGCGAGGCAGAGUACUGUAGUGCUGUGGACAUUAUGCCUGGUAUCAAUGGAAAGACCUUCGUUGUUCAGGGGUUUGGUAAUGUUGGACUCCACUCGUGUCGCUACCUCCAUCGCAACGGAGCUAAACUGGUGGGUGUGGCCGAGAAAGACGGCAGUAUUAUUAACUACGAGGAAGGCAUCGACCCAAAGGAGCUGGAGGAUUACAAACUGGAACACGGGACUAUUGUGGGAUUUCCCGGAGCCACACCCACCUCUGAGAACCUCCUGACUGCAGACUGUGACAUCCUCAUACCUGCUGCUGGGGAACAAGUCAUCACUUCUGACAUCGCACGAGACGUCAAGGCCAAGAUAGUGGCAGAAGGAGCCAAUGGGCCUAUCACUCUGCCAGCCGAGAGGAUUUUGCACAGCAAGAAUGUGUUGGUUAUUCCUGAUAUGUUUGCCAAUGCUGGUGGAGUGACAGUCAGCUAUUUUGAGUGGCUCAAGAACCUCAACCACGUGUCGUACGGGAAACUUACCUGGAAGUACGAGAGGGAGUCAAACCAGCAUCUUCUCGAGAGUGUGCAGACCAGUCUGGAGGCAAAGUUCUCCGGAGGCAAACCAGGCACCAUUCCCAUCACACCAACUGCUGACUUCUCCUCCAAGAUGGCGGGAGCUAGUGAGAAGGACAUCGUUCACUCUGGUCUGGAGUUCACAAUGGAACGAUCCGCCACACAAAUCAUGGAGGCAGUGAGGGAUUACAAUCUAGGGCUGGACCUGCGUACAGCAGCCUAUGUGUGUGCUCUGAGGAAGAUCUACAAUGUUUAUCGCGAGGCUGGCAUCACUUUCUCCUAGUUCCCUCCAUUAGCUGCUGACACUUCACUGCCCCCAACUGCAGAUUUAUAUCUAGUUCUUUGUGAUCUGUAUGUAGGUCGUGGUCUCAUUGAUUGUGUUGCUGGCCUAUUGGUUGGAA
Messenger RNA from Geodia barretti, 10748 nucleotides. NCBI's taxonomy places the organism in Eukaryota, Metazoa, Porifera, Demospongiae, Tetractinellida, Geodiidae. The record is from the annotation of a GenBank genome assembly.